This is a messenger RNA of Dipodomys ordii (Ord's kangaroo rat), 1653 nucleotides long. It is a transcript of the gene Rhno1, whose product is annotated as RAD9-HUS1-RAD1 interacting nuclear orphan 1. Gene Ontology annotation, biological process: DNA damage checkpoint signaling; cellular response to ionizing radiation; recombinational repair. The transcript is spliced from 2 exons. Bases 711 to 1613 code for a protein of 300 amino acids. NCBI's taxonomy places the organism in Eukaryota, Metazoa, Chordata, Mammalia, Rodentia, Heteromyidae. Gene Ontology annotation, cellular component: nucleus; chromosome. The record is from RefSeq and is a predicted model, not a curated record.
CUUCCUGUUUUUAGUACCAGUGUUCAAACUCAUAGCCAACCUUGUGUUCACUCAGCUUGUACAUUCAUGGCUGGUGCUCUACCACUUAAACUGCAUUUCCAGCCUGACUUUUUUUGGUUAUUUUGAGAAUGGUGUCUAGCGGACUUUUCUGCUUGGGCUGGUUCAGACCUUGAUACUCCAGGUCUCUUUAGUAGCUAAAAUUAGUCGUGAGCCACUGACUUCUGUUGUCUUCCAUUCUCCUGCCCACUUCUUUUCUCCUUCUUUUUUCCUCUCUCCUCUUCUCUAGAUAGAUAGAUAAAUAGGUCUUCAUAUUGUGCAUCUGACCGAAGAUUUUUGCACAUGAUAGGCAAGCACUGUACCACUGAGCUACAUUCCCCAGUCUUGACUCUCAGCUCCUUCAAAGACCAGGACAUCAACAAAUGAUUGUUAAACAAAUGAUAACCAUCUUCAGUUCACAGCACCCAGCACAGCACUAAACUCCACAGAUGUUCCCUGAGUGUGGUCCGAUAUGAACACUGUGUUUGUGUGAUUGGUGUAGUGAAGGUACAGGAAGCUGUGUCCUUUAUAACUUUUUGACUGGCAGGAGCCGAGGGAUCAUCUGAAUUGUUUUUGUUACUUCUCUUCAGGCAUGGGUUGAAAUUGGAGCCUGACCCCCAACCUGAAGGCAGCCAGCAUCAUGUGGUUACCACCUGCUCUUCAUUUACCUGUUUAUGCCUCCCAAAAAAAGACACCAAAGACGGUCCCUGAAAGGCCAGCUGCUCUUCCAGCAACAGCCACUGGAGGGCCCCAAACACCACUAUGCUUCUCCACAGCCUCCAGCCACACGUACAGUCCAGGUGCCCAGCAAGCCCAUCGACCGCAGCUCCAUCACUUCCUGGGUCUUACCACAGUUUGAUACCACAGCAGAGUGCCAGUUCCCUGCCUGCCGGAAGCAUCACCGACACCCGGCAAGACAUUCAAGUCGGAAAUCCGCCGGCAGGUUUCCACAGCUGCCCUUCGAGGUUGCACGGUCCCCCAGUUCAGAGACGCUGGGGAUCCCGCCCAUCCCACAGGACCCCCAUCAGCCUGAAAAGGCUGUUUCCAGAAGAAAGCCUUUAGUUCCCCUGCUCAGCCCCCAGAGCUCCGCGGAAGCGUCGGCAUCGUCUCUUCACAGCCUACCUCAUGUCUUCAUCCCACCCGACAUCCAGACCCCCGCAUCUUCUCUCAUCCUCCCAGACCAGAAGGAAAACAGCCUCUCCACCCACAUCCUCCGCACCCCCACUGGCAAGAGCCGGGAGCCCGGCCCCGUUCUGGUGAAAGACACUCCCGAGGAGAAGUACGGGGUGAAGGUCACCUGGCGGAGGCGGAGGCACCUGCUGGCCUACCUAGCCGAGAGAGGGAAGCUGAGCAAGAGCCAGUGCCUCGUGAAGAGCUGCCCGCCCGCCCCCCCCCCCCCCCAGCCAUCCCAGACCUGCUGCCCUUCACAGAGUCGCAGGGAGAGAACAUGGAAGACUAGAGCCCUAGAGCUUUCCAGGAAUUCGGUUCCCGGAUGUGCCGUGGGCAUACUGUCUGUCCUAAACCGUUCAAUUUCAUGUCAUGAACUUCCUUCAUAUUUUCUUACAUUGACUGUGUAAAUACAUCUUGUAUAUAAAGUGUUUGUAAAUAAAUGGCUGC